AUGGCGUCGUCACAGGCAUCUAAUGAGGGGAAUGCCACUCCUACAGAGUCUUACAGUCAUGAUGUUGAGAAGGGAGGUUUCGAUCAAACCGUUGAACGCUACGACACACGGGCUACAACUGAGGAACCAUUCCACUUCUCCAUAGGAAAAUGGCUAGCACUUUCUGGUCUCCUUCUGGGCUUCAUUUCGGACGUGUAUAGUCAAGUAUUAGUUCAGAACUCCAUGACAUAUUUGAACGCGAAGCUUGGCCCGACAAAUGAGUACCCAUGGGUUGGCCAAAUGGCCAUCUUCACAGCCACUGUGCCUGCACCUGUGAUAGGGUACUUGUCCGACAUCUAUGGCCGACGCAACUUCAUCCUCGCGGGAAGUGUGCUCGCUUUCAUCGGUCUCAUUGUAUCGGCGAAUGUGUCCACGAUCCCGAGGCUAUAUGGAGCAUGUGCUAUCACCGGGAUGGGAGCUGCCAUGCACCAGCUUGCUAUUCCAGCUCUUUCAGAAAUGGUACCUCGACACUCGCGACCGUUUGCGAUCGGGUCAUUUGCCGCCGCACUUGCACCUGCUGCUGCUUUCGGUCCUGUCACUGCUGCAAGCAUUUUGAUCCAUUACGACUGGACUGUCAUAUUCUGGAUCCCUUUUGCCAUCAACAUUCUGGCUUUCAUCCUCACGUUCCUGUUCUAUCACCCAAUGAAUCAAUACGUCAGAUAUGAGGGAAGGAAAGCUUCGCAGCAGCUUCUCAACUUGGACUGGACUGCCGCAGUUCUCGUGGUCAUGGGAGCUUGUCUCGCUCUUCUCGGUGUCACCUUUGGGCUCUUCCAAUAUCCUUGGGACGACCCAAAGACUCUAGGAACGCUCAUUUCUGGUCUGUGCAUGGUUAUUGGCACAAUCCCGUACGGCUUCAUUAUGCGAAACAAACUCACAUUCGCCAUGUUCCCCAGCACGGUCUUUGCACAAUACCGCCAGUUCACCACCUUCCUCUUCCCGAUUCUCUUCUGCGCCCUAGUUUUCAACACUACCUCUGUUGUCUGGCCCCAGCAAGUACACCUACUCUAUACUCAGGACUCCAUCAUAGCCGGGUGGUACACCUCGGCAGCACCGCUUGCAGGCAUCUUUUUCUCGCCACUGUAUGGCUUGAUCUUCCAGAAGUUCGCGAGAUUCUCACGUUGGAUCCUCACAUUCCUGGUCUUUACCUUGACUCUGUUGUCCGCUUGUCAAGCUACUUUGUCUCCCACCAAGUCCUCCGGCUCCCUCGCCAUCGUCUGCCUCAUGGGCAUUGUCUACAGCGGAAUCGUCGUGGGCAUGACAUCCUAUAUGCAACUCGUCCCUCACCGCUGGCUCGGCACCGCCUUCCAAUUCGACGUCUUCUUGCGCGUCAUCGGCUCCUCCGCCGCCGGCUUUGCCUACUCCGUCAUCCUCACCAACAAGCUCACCGAGCUCCUCCCGACAGACGUCGCCGUCCCGCUCGCGGAAGCCGGCGUCGACCCCACCGUCAUUCCCCAGGUCAUCCAAGCCCUCAUGGCCGGCAUCACAACCAGCCCGGCGCUUGCGGCGCUGAAGCCGGAGCAGAUUGGUCUCGCGGUGAUGGGACUGCAGAAGGCGUUUAUUAGCAGCUUCCGCAUCAUAUAUUAUGCUACUAUCGCGUUAGGCGUGCCGUGUAUUGCGUUUGUGGCGCUCAGCAAGAGCUUCGACAACCUUCUGACGGGUGAGGUGGAUGUUAAGCUUGUAGAGGGCCUGCGCAUCAACCCGGAGACGGAUACUGGGGACGGCCCUGUUGUUGCCGCGGGUGGUCCUUGGUUGUAGAUGGUGGGAUGUUGAAAACACCGGGGCAGUUGGCUUGGUGGAGCCAAAAAUCACUGUUGUAUAUAUGUAGCUCCGUCGAUAGACUAGACCUUACAUACAUACAUGGGAAGCUAUCUAAUAAGAGUCAUACUAUGC
Molecule: messenger RNA, 1929 nt
Organism: Mytilinidion resinicola
Lineage: Eukaryota; Fungi; Ascomycota; Dothideomycetes; Mytilinidiales; Mytilinidiaceae
Product: MFS general substrate transporter
Exons: 6
Coding region: 1-1794 (597 amino acids)
Biological process (GO): transmembrane transport
Cellular component (GO): membrane
Molecular function (GO): transmembrane transporter activity
Source: RefSeq, a predicted model, not a curated record